This is a messenger RNA of Coccomyxa subellipsoidea C-169, 1560 nucleotides long. RefSeq lists its product as hypothetical. The transcript is spliced from 10 exons. The record is from RefSeq and is a predicted model, not a curated record. The coding region runs from base 9 to 1238 and encodes 409 amino acids. NCBI's taxonomy places the organism in Eukaryota, Viridiplantae, Chlorophyta, Trebouxiophyceae, Coccomyxaceae.
AAUACCUGAUGCUCUCAGCUCCUUCCUUGCUUUCCUCGGGUGGAUACCGACCAGAUUACUUUUCCUUGGACUUCAGAACUAAGGGCAAUCCGCAGCAGAAGUCCUCAUGCAGAGAAUGUAGGACUUUGAAAAUAGCCACCGCAGCAGUAUUCCUCAGGUCUGAUACAGAGGUCCUUGCGAGGAAAAGAGGUCCCGAGGACGCAAGGAAUAUUAUUAUUGGUUGUUUAAGUGGCGUCCAGGGCAGAGGUAAAAGUGGGCUCGAUGCAACACAGCUGGAAGCGCUUGAUGCAGCGGUGGACGAGCUCGAAACAAGUGGUGGCGUCAGAGCUCCAACAACAUCUCCACUUCUGGAAGGUCGCUGGAAACUCCUCUACACAUCCCGGCCAGGCACCGCAUCACCAAUCCAGCAGACAUUUGUCGGUGUCCAGGCAUUCUCAGUAUAUCAAGAAGUACUGGUUGGAGACAGCGGUGUGCGCGUGAACAAUAUUGUCAGCUUUGGCAACAAUAUUGGCCAGCUCAAGGUGGAAGCAGAAGCCAACACCGAUUCCCGGCCGUUGCCAGGUUUCACACCCCGCAAGGGCAAGGGUCUUCCAAUAUUUGGAAAGAGCAAGACAGAGCCGCCUGCCAAGAAGGACAUACGAAUUGACUUCCAAUUUGACAGAGCAGCCUUCGACUUAAAAGUGCUGCCAUUCAAAGUGCCCUACCCUGUUCCAUUCAAGCUCUUGGGCGACGAGACAAAGGCAUGCAUUGGCUGGAUAGACAUCACAUAUCUUUCACCUGAUGGUGAUUUCAGGUUGUCAAGAGGGAACAAAGGGACAUUAUUCAUCCUGAUAAAAGACACACCAGCAAAGGAUCGCCUUCUUGCAGCUGUGCAGAAUGGCAAUAGUGAUUCGGAGGCCAAGGAUGCGAAUCCGCUGCAGAAGCUACUGGCUAACAAAGUGGGCAACUACCAGCUGCUGGAGGAUGAGGCAGGGCCUGGGGCGCUGCAGAACGUCGUUGAGCUGGCCCCCUUCUUGAAAGUACGCGCCGGUGCAACCUGUGAGGCAGACCAGACAGCUUCUGGCCGGGACCGCACCACCGUGACCAUCAACUAUGCCAGAGUGGAGAUUUUCAACGCCAGGAUACCAUUGCCCUUCAACAAUGUACAACCUGGAUACAUAGAGUGGCUUUACUUAGACGAGAACCUGCGCAUAACGCGAGGCAACAAGGGGAGUUACUUCAUCCACACCCGGACCUGAUGGCGUUUGUAUCCAGAGGCAGCCAUUGCACCCUCUCUGAGGAGGCUGCGAGUUGUGAAGUCGGGCUGGCGAGUUGCUAGAUCUCGAUUCUAGAAUUGACCAUGGUUGUCCCAUAUGGAUCAGAUGCAUCAGAACAGGUACUGUACCUGUUCAGGUGACCUGUGGCUAGGUACACCUGUCAAGUUCAUGCACCAUGACGCGCACAGAUCCUGCCCCCAAUUUGAAGGUACUACCAGAUAGCAUGUGGCAGAUAGACUCGUAGUCUACAACAUGAGGUCUAGACGCCUCCGAUACGAGAGUACUGUGUAAUACAUGUGGUGUC